This is a messenger RNA of Melanaphis sacchari, 912 nucleotides long. RefSeq lists its product as uncharacterized. NCBI's taxonomy places the organism in Eukaryota, Metazoa, Arthropoda, Insecta, Hemiptera, Aphididae. The transcript has a single exon. Gene Ontology annotation, molecular function: zinc ion binding; nucleic acid binding. The coding region runs from base 1 to 912 and encodes 303 amino acids. The record is from RefSeq and is a predicted model, not a curated record.
AUGGCGGACGUGGCAAAAGGUUUCCACGACCUUAACCGAAGAAUGGAUACUUUCGAGAAGAGAGUAGGCGAGUCUCUGGAAAAGAUAACGCUGAAAACGAUGAAAACGGAAUGGACGGACGUGGUUAGAAAAUCAAAGAAUCAAAAGAAUCAGCCAGCGCCAGAAGAGGUUCCCACAACAUAUAAGGUUGGUGGAAGGAAAAAGACCAAAAAACGGAACCCCGCAAUCGUGGUGGACUCAAAACCUGAGGACUUCCCUGCACUGGUGAAAAAAAUCAGCAAAGAUGUAGACCAGCAGGUGAUAGGAAACAAAAUAGUAGCUAUGCGACAAACCAGACAAGGCGCUAUGCUGAUAGAAAUCAGUGGUGAUGCAACAACGGUAGAAGCAGUCAAGACCGAAAUCACCAAAGCUGCGGGUGAAGGCGCAAGCAUCCGAACCUUGUCUCAAAGGUGCCUGCUUGAGAUAAAGGGUAUAACGAGCUGGUCUGACAAGGAAGACGUAGUCCAAGCAAUAGUAUGUGCACACAAAGUGAGUCAUGGAGACGUCAAUGUGAUAAACAUUAGGAAAAUUUACGGAGGAGUACUCGCAGCGAUUGUCUUGGUCCGACAAUCUAUAGCCGAUCAAAUCGUAACAGUAGGCCGCUUAAAAGUUGGCAUGGUAUACUGUGAAGCAAGAAUUUGCGAAAAACGAGUUAAGUGUUAUAGGUGCCUAGUCGCAGGGCAUGAAUCUCGAAAUUGUGCGGGUCCCAGCAGGGAGAAAUGCUGUCGUAAAUGUGGAAGAGACGGGCACUUCGCAGCAAAGUGUGAUGCCGACCAAGAAGCGGUGGAAGUCUUUAGGAGACUACUCCAGAAGGAAUCCACCUGGAAACCCGGGCGAAUUACUGGUGGAAAAAAAUCUGGUGAUAAAUAUUGA